Adineta steineri is the source of this 1476-nucleotide messenger RNA. Lineage: Eukaryota; Metazoa; Rotifera; Eurotatoria; Adinetida; Adinetidae. The record is from the annotation of a GenBank genome assembly.
AUGGGUGGACUUACAGUUACACUUAGUGAACCACAAUCAGCAUUAACAAGAAAAAAAGCAACAAUUACAGUAUUAUCACAGCCAGCACUUGGAAAGCUACCUAAACCUAAUUGCCAAAAUAUGGAAUAUAAAAAACUUCUUAUCGGCAAAAACGAAGAAGAUAUAGAGAUGGCUGCAGAACGUGUGACUGCGCAUAAUGCAUCAUCAGAAUACAAAUCUGAAUCAAAGAAUAAAAACAAUAUUAGAAAAUCUACUCGUCCACAUAGAGGAUCAAAAAUUGUUUUUUGUUUUUCGACUAUCGUUGCUGUUCUUAUCCUAAUAACUAUCAUUAGUAUUGCAAUAUGGGUUAUGUUCAUUAAAAAGGCCGAAGCAACAAAUAAUAUAACUACAUCUACAAUUGAUGCAUCGACAACAAAAACAACAAUUCGUACAACGUCGACAACGGAAACAAGAAUGGUUAUAACGUUGACAACAAAAACUGCAAUGGUUACAACAUCGACAACAACGAUUACAAUGCCGACAUCAGGAAUAACAAUGAUUACAACGUCAACUAAUUCUCUUACAACAACUAUGAAUGUAUCAAAAUUCAACAAAUGGAAACAAAAUGCCAUUACUGUAGCUGGUGGAAAUGAACAAGGACAAGAAUUAGAUCAACUCAAGUACCCUGAAGGAAUCUUUAUUGACGAAAACAAAAAUAUUUUCAUUGCUGAUUGCUAUAAUCAUCGUAUAGUUGAAUGGAAAUAUAGUGCAAAAGAAGGACAAAUCAUUGCAGGUGGAAAUGAGCAAGGAAAUCGAAUGGAUCAAUUGUAUCAACCAACAAAUAUGAUUGUUGAUCAACAAAAUCAUUCGAUCAUCAUCGCUGAUCAAGGGAAUAGACGAGUGAUUCAAUGGUUGAAUCAAAAGCAACAAAUUCUCAUUGACAAUAUUGCCUGUUUGGGCCUGACAAUGGAUGAAAAUGGGUUUUUGUAUGUUUCUGAUGCUGAGAAGAAUGAAGUGAGACGAUGGAAAAUGGGAGAAUAUAACAACGAAGGAAUAGUAGUGGCAGGUGGAAAUGGGCCAGGAAAUCAACUUAAUCAACUCCAUCGUCCUACUUAUAUCUUUGUUGAUGACGAUCAAUCUGUUUAUGUAUCAGAUUAUUACAAUCAACGUGUGAUGAAAUGGAGAAAAGAUGCUGAAGAAGGAACAAUUGUAGCUGGAGGAAAUGGUCAAGGAGAAAAGUUCAAUCAAUUGUCUUCACCUGAAGGAGUAAUUAUUGAUGAUUUGGAUCAAAUCUAUGUGGCAGAUUCUCAUAAUAAUCGAGUAAUACGUUGGCGUGAAGGAAAAGAAGAAGGUGAAAUUGUUGUUGGUGGAAAUGGUGCAGAAAGUCAAUCAAAUCAAUUGAAUAGUCCCAAUGGUUUAUCUUUUGAUGAUGAAGGAAAUCUUUAUGUUGCUGAUGAUUUCAAUAAUCGAAUUCAAAAGUUUGAAAUAAUAUUGUGA